AUGCCACUUCACCUCCUCGGCAAGAAAUCAUGGAACGUCUACAACACAGACAACGUCGCCCGCGUCCGCCGUGACGAAGCCGAGGCCCGUGCUCGCGAGGAAGCUGAAGAGCAACGCAUGCAACAAGUCGACGCGGAACGUCGUCUAGCCAUUCUCCGCGGUGAAGUCCCGCCGUCUUUAGAGGAACCCGUCUCUUCAGCAGAUCCCAGCAACGACCCUGGACGACGCCGUCAUCGUGAACGCGACCUCUUGGCAGGAGGACGCAAGCGCAAGCGAGCAGGCGAAGAUGACACCGAUUUCGAAAUGAGGGUAGCGCGGGAACGUGCCAUGGUAGGGGCAAAUGCAGCGAGUGAGCUAUCUGGUCCGGUUGUGAAUUCGGCUUCCAGCACCACUGCGGCAUCGCUGGUUGAUAGCAAGGGUCAUAUCACGUUGUUUGCUGAAGAGGAGCUGAAGCUUGCGGAGAAGGGUGAGGAUCUAGAGACGGAAGCAGCGAAGAGAAAGCGUGAGGAAGCGGAACAGCAUCAGGUACGCUUUACUAGUGCGGCUGGUAGGGAUUCUGAAGGCUUGCUGGCGAAGAAUGGCCCCUGGUAUGCGACACCGGAUGGAGAUGUUGCUGCGCUGGUUCCAUCCAAGAAUGUGUUUGGGAAGGAGGAUCCAGGACGGAAGGCUCGUGAGGUGGAAAGACUGAGUGCAAGUGAUCCGCUUGCGAUGAUGAAGAGGGGUGCCAAGAUGAACAUCACAGGGAGAGACAAGACAGUAGAGGGCAUGGUGAUGAGUCCGACAGGCGGUCUCGGUCAGAAAGGCGGGAACGAGGCCGAUCGGGAAGUAGAUACCGGCACCGUGACCGUCACCAUGACCAUGACAGACAUCGUGAACGAGGUCAUCACCAUGAGGAAAGUGACAGAAACCGCGACGGAGAACGAAGUCGUGAGCAUGACAGAGACAGGGAGAGGAGAAGAGACCACUGUCGUGACAGGCACCACAGACGGUCUAGCAAGGAGCGAGACGACCACGAGCAUCGCAAGCACAGGGAUCGCGAUGGUCAUGAUGGUCAUGAUGGUAGGCAUGGCCGUCACCGACAUCAUCACCGAGCAGACAAGGUAG
Messenger RNA from Sordaria macrospora k-hell, 1104 nucleotides. The record is from RefSeq and is a predicted model, not a curated record. Lineage: Eukaryota; Fungi; Ascomycota; Sordariomycetes; Sordariales; Sordariaceae.